Ilyonectria robusta is the source of this 1330-nucleotide messenger RNA. RefSeq lists its product as uncharacterized. The record is from RefSeq and is a predicted model, not a curated record. The coding region runs from base 231 to 1025 and encodes 264 amino acids. Gene Ontology annotation, cellular component: endoplasmic reticulum; endoplasmic reticulum membrane. Lineage: Eukaryota; Fungi; Ascomycota; Sordariomycetes; Hypocreales; Nectriaceae. The transcript is spliced from 3 exons.
UUGGUACCCAUCCUGGAUCUCCUGUCGCGGAGAAAGCCCCUGUUCCGUCGCGCAUCGGCUGAGGCCAGAUUGUCACACCCACAAUACAUCCACUCCAACUUUUCCCCAUCCCCAUCUCGUCGCCGACUUCAGGCCCGUUUCUACUCUUUUCUUCCUCCUCUCUUGUUCUUCCCCCCGUUCACCCCCCCUUGCCGUCUUCUUUCUUGUCGCCGCCUCUCGUCUCUGUCGCCAUGUUCUUCAAGGCUUCCCUCGUCGCCCUCCUGGCCGCCCACGUCUUCGGCGCUGUCGCCCAGGACGACGCUCCCGGAACCUCCCCCGUCACUCCCCCCGCGCUCCUCGCCGAUGUCUCCGCCACCUUUCCCGAGGCCGACAUCUUCGGCGUGAAGCUCGUCAACGGUCGCCCCAUCAAGGCCGUCGUCGAGAUCACCAACCACGACAGCAAGCCCAUCGACGUCGCUUUCGUCGCUGGUAUCCUCGCCACCACCAAGCAGCUCCCCGAGGACGCCCCUGCUUACGAGAAGAUUGUCCGCAACCUCACCUCGGUCCCCUACGACCUCAAGAUUGAGGCUGGCGAGAAGAAGGAACUUCCCUACUCCUUCGCCAUCGACAUGAACCCCCAGGAUGUCCUUGUUCAGCUCGUCGCUGUCAUCACCGACUCCAAGGGUGCCGUCCACCAGGUCCAGGCCUCCAACUCCACUGCCUCCAUCGUUGAGGCUCCCACCAGCUUCCUCGACCCCCAGAUCAUUUUCCUCUACCUCUUCCUCUCUGCUGCCUUUGCCGGUACUCUCUACUUUGUCUACAAGACCUGGAUCGAGGCCCUCUUCCCCCAGGCCAAGCGUCCCCGCACCACCAAGAAGGCCAAGAAGAUCGUCGAGGCCGAGCCCACCUCCGGAUCCGAGUCCACUGGCCUUGCCACUGGCAGCGGCAAGGACUACGACGAGAGCUGGAUCCCCGAGGGCCACAUCAACCGCCCCUCCGCCAAGCGCGUCAAGUCCAGCGCCUCCAAGACCAAGAAGUUCGAGUAAGCAAGCAACCUGGACCAUCACCACGUCCUGGAGCUGCGACACGGAUUACCCAAUUGUCUUGACUCUCUCGCCCCCCGAUGAUGAGCAUUGGGAUCGAGUUGAGCAGGCCGGGAAGGGCGGUCAGUUUUGGUAUCUUGCCAUUGCUCUUUUUCUUUUUUUUUUGGGUAGUCUGGGCAAAAAAAACAUUGAGGGUGUGCAAUUGACUUUUUGCGCCGUGGAUGGACGCGUGAUGAAAGCCGCCAAAACUGUUGUACAUUAUUACCUGUGCCAAAAGCAACCAACAAUAACACCAAAAUUCCCAGCCA